Molecule: messenger RNA, 2274 nt
Organism: Podarcis muralis (Common wall lizard)
Lineage: Eukaryota; Metazoa; Chordata; Lepidosauria; Squamata; Lacertidae
Source: RefSeq, a predicted model, not a curated record
GUGUCCCUUCAGGUAAGCACUGCAGCUGUCAUUGUGGACCUCGGAAGGGGACAACCUAAUCCCCUUAAAUAAGAGGGACUCAAAUCUUCUUGCCUACCAAUUCAGCUCUGCCUCAGUGCUAGAAAAAUGAGGAAAUGGUUUGACGAGCUGCAAAGGGGAGUUGAGGACUGUCUGAAUGAGGGGCAGCCAGUGUCAAUCUCCUCAGCCGGAAUAGGAGUCAACUCCAUAUAUCCCUGAUCUACAGACAUAAUUAGUGAAGUAAUUUGAGUACUAGAGAUUUCAUGAGAAAUGGCAAGUCAUUCUGGUUGUGGGUUGUCCGGUAGCACUGAGUGUAAGGGUCUGAUGCAUUUCUUUCUGCGUUUCGUCCCCUUCAAGGGCUUCCUUCCCCCCCACGUUAUCUUGACUGGAACCUGACGUAGCCCCCAGCCCCUCUUUGGCCAGCCAUGCAGAUCCUGACCUGCCCCUCCAAGUUGAAGCUGCUUGAGACUGUGCUGCAACGGCACCUGCCCCAGGCUCUUCCGGCCAACGGAGCUGUGAUGCACAUCAACCGCAGAAAUCCAGCUCAGCACGAAGUGGUGGUGGACUCUUGGCCAGAGUUUAAAGUUGUCCUUACCCGCCCACGUAAGGAGGUAGUGAAAGACAAGCAGGAAUGCUACUCCAACUUUCAUACUGCUUUCUACUGGGAUGUAGACGCCUGGCGAACACUCUUGGAAAAUGCAGACGCCAUUGACUGGGGAAAGGCCUUUCAGCUUCAAGGGCUCCAAGAUGGCUUAUAUGAAGCUGUCAGAGAGAUUGCAGAAUCCAGACGUGUGCUGUUUCUUCUGGUACCUGCAUCAGUCUCCCACGCUAUGUUGAUCCUAUCCUGCUCUUCCAAGUUGCAGAUCCUAGAGGGACUGCUGAAGAAAAGCCUCCCUCAGACACUUCAGGUCUAUGGUGCAGUCAUGAACAUAAACCGCGGGAACCCAGUGGGCCAUGAGGUGAUUGUGGAUUCUUGGCCAGAUUUCAAGGCGGUCCUGACUCGUCCACAGAGAGAGGCUGUUUCAGACAAUGCGGAUUUCUUGAGCAACAUAUAUGCAGCAUUUUAUCGGGAUCUUGAUGUGUACCGGAAACUGUUGCUAGACACAGAUGCCAUCAACUGGGACCAAACCUUUGCUCUCUGCGGGAACCAUGAUGGAAUAUAUGAGGUCUCUAAAGAGGCUGUUGCUGCCAAGGAAGUCCAGUUGACUGCAACCCCCUACUUCACCUACCUGAACCUCAACCCAGAUAAACAGCCUGAGCCCCGGCUAGAUCCAGGCUUCACUUUUUCUUCCUUAAAUAGUUCCCACAUUGACCUGCUGGAUGAAACGUGGCACUUUGGGGGCAGUGAACACAGCCGGAGAUAUCUGGCCAACAUGGUGCAAUGCUUCCCCAGUACCUGCAUCCUGGACUCCAAUGGUCAUCCUAUCAGCUGGAUCAUCAUGGAAUCUCUGGGUACACUGAGACACGGCUACACCCUUCCAUCCCACCGCCGAAGGGGCUACUCAUCUAUGGUGCAGAGGGCACAGGCCAGGCGUGUCCAUGCAGCUGGCUUCCCUGUAUAUGGCCUUGUUGCCCUAGAUAAUACCCCCCAGCAGAAACUGCUGGUCUCCCUUGGCUUCCAGAGAUUAUCUGAAUUGUGUCAUUACUGCAUCCAUUCUCCAGCUUAUCAGUGAGAGGAGGAGAGAGCAACAGUCAUUUUCCAGGAUCCUGUUCAAUCCUUUCACUUACCAGUCCUCUGAAUGGGAGAGAGGGAGAUUAUCACACCCUUUCAAGAACCAUUCCCCGUUACUCUAUUUUCCAUUUAAAUGCUACCUCUAUUCCUGUUGAUUAAAAACUUUGGUGCUGGGUUUGGACUGAAUCAGACGACGUUGGGUUUUUGGGUGAAUACCCAUGACCCCCAUUUUGAGUGUCUAUUGCUCCAUUAGUGAGGUGCUGCAAAAUGCAGUGUUUUCUCUGCAAAACACUGAUGCCAAACUUUUCUCAAAGUUUGGCCCCUGUUUAGAGCGAAUCAGACGAUGUUUGGUUUUUGGAUGACCCCUGAGUUUGAGUGGCCCAUUGCUCUGUUUAUGGGGCACUGCAAAACUUUUGCCAAAGUUUGGCUCCAGUUUGGGCCAUCACCACCCAGUAGGCCUGAAUCGACUAUACAUUUGAUGUAAAAAAAAUUGUUUUAGUAUUUUAAAGUUGUAAACCACCUUCGGUAACUUGGCAAGAAGGCAAUAUAUAUAUCCAAUGAAUAAAAUGUUUUCUGUCCUGGUA